AGAAAAUUAAAAAUGCAGUCAGCAAAGGAAACAGCGGCGAGUAUAGCAGCUUCAGCAAAGGCUGGCAUGGAGAAAACCAAGGCCACGGUUCAAGAAAAGGCAGAGAAGAUGACGACCGGUGACCCGCUUCAAAAGGAAAUGGCUACUCAGAAGAAAGACGAGAGGAUUCACGAGGCUGAGCGCGAGAAGCACGAGGCCACCGGAGGCGGAGCUUUCGGCCACGACUACACAACUGCACCACCGUACACUGCUGAAGGUGGGCCCCACCCGCAGACGACAACCCGGACUCCAACAGAUCCGGUAACUGGUGUAGCUGGGCGGGUCGGGCAUCAGGACCCAAAUACAUAUUAAUGUUUCGUGUGAUUAUGUAUUUUGAAGACUGUAUUUCGAAGACUUCUGUAGUAGGUUUAUAUGGUUGUGAAAAAUUACUACCUUGUC
Messenger RNA from Erythranthe guttata (spotted monkey flower), 438 nucleotides. RefSeq names its product protein LE25. Gene Ontology annotation, biological process: embryo development ending in seed dormancy. The record is from RefSeq and is a predicted model, not a curated record. NCBI's taxonomy places the organism in Eukaryota, Viridiplantae, Streptophyta, Magnoliopsida, Lamiales, Phrymaceae.